This is a messenger RNA of Aquila chrysaetos chrysaetos, 1278 nucleotides long. RefSeq lists its product as uncharacterized. Gene Ontology annotation, molecular function: nucleic acid binding; RNA-DNA hybrid ribonuclease activity. Lineage: Eukaryota; Metazoa; Chordata; Aves; Accipitriformes; Accipitridae. The transcript has a single exon. The coding region runs from base 1 to 1158 and encodes 385 amino acids. The record is from RefSeq and is a predicted model, not a curated record.
AUGCUUAAAAAGGAACUAAUGAGAGCCCCAGCUUUGGGCCUACCUGAUGUUACUAAACCAUUCUGGCUGUUUUCUCAUGAGAAGCAAGGCAUAGCUCUAGGAGUCUUAGCCCAACAGCUAGGACCUUACAAAAGAGCUGUGGCCUAUUUUUCUAAACAGCUUGAUGAAGUAAGUAAAGGAUGGCCAGGAUGCUUACAAGCCGUGGCAGCCGUAGUGCUAAACAUCCAAGAGGCUUGGAAAUUCACUUUGGGCCAAAAGAUCACAGUACUGGUCUCACAUACAGUAUCAGCAGUACUGGAACAGAAGGGAAAUCAUUGGCUUUCCCCGUCCCGAUUUUUACAAUACCAGGCUAUUCUGGUUGAACCGGACGAUGUUAAUAUUGAAGUGACUAAUGUUACGAACCCAGCUUCUUCCCUCAGUGGGGUGACAUCUGAACCGUUGACACAUGAUUGCUUAGAAACCACAGAAACGGUGUACUCUAGCAGACCAGAUUUGAAAGAAGAACCCCUGGAGGAUGCACAGGACUCCUGGUUCACGGAUGGAAGCAGCUUCGUCCGACAAGGUAUCCGAAAGGCCGGGUAUGCGGUGACAACAGCAAGUAAGGUAAUUGAGUCCCAAUCGUUACCUGCUGGAACAUCAGCUCAAAAGGCUGAGAUUAUUGCCCUGAUUAGGGCCCUGGAAUUGGCAAAAGGAAAGAAGAUAAAUAUAUGGACAGAUUCCAAAUAUGCCUUUGGAAUUGUCCACGCUCAUGGAGCAAUUUGGAAGGAACGAGGACUGCUAACUGCACAAGGAAAACAGAUCAAACAUGCUGAGGAAAUACUUCAUCUACUAAAGGCAAUUCAAUUGCCAACCAAAGUUGCCAUUAUGCACUGUCGAGGACACCUGAAAGGUAACACUGACCAGGAAAAAGGUAAUAGAUUGGCUGAUUAUGAGGCUAAACAGGCAGCAGAAAGAACGCAAAAGAACUUAACAUUAAUUCCGGAUAACAGAGGUAAGAAUUGGGAUGAACAGGAAAGUAUUGAGUAUUCUAGAACCGAUAAAGAUCUAAUAAAAGAAAUGGGAGGACGGAUUCCCUCCAAAGGAUGGGCCCACCUGAGUGAUGGCAGAAUUAUAGUUCCUGCUAAACAGGUAUGGGGAAUUGUCAGAGGAGCACAAUAGGACACAUUGGGGGGCAGACUCCUUGUACAAAUAUUUAAAUCAGAAAUUAAUAGGGAAAAAUUUAUAUACUACAAUCCGACAGGUGACUCAGCAAUGUGAGGUAUGUUUGAGAAAUAACCC